AUGGUCCUCGCAGCCAAGCAGCGCGUGUCGACGAGCCAGCGCAGCCCAACCCUUUCCGAUGCUGGCAUGAUUCUGCCGGGCUUCGAGGCCAACCACGCUCGCAGCACCUCGCCGGUCUUCGAGCGCCCGCCGUCCGUGUCGGCGCUGUAUGUUGCGUACCAGAGCCCAAAGCUAGGUUUCCCGCCCCAGAGCCGGCGCCGCGCUUCACAGCAAAAGCAGUCGCCGCCGCUCUCAACACAGUCCUCGCGCUCGACCCUGCGCGACAUGGCCGACUCUGGAGCCAAUGCCAAAAGGAUGCCGUCCCGCGACAACCUUCUCGCGUCGUCGCCCACCAUUGACGCCAUCGGCCCCAAGAGCUGGCCUACGGGGAGCUGGGGGGAGCUGGAGCUGGAGCUGGAGCUGGAGCAGCGCAGGCUCAGCACGGCUAGCUCAAUGUUGAGCGAGGACUUUGAGAACUGGCCUGGGUUCGACAGCCACGAGAACUUCGACGACAGCGGCGUGGAUCUCCAGGAACAGGACAAGCGUGGUCGAACCCCGCGCGGCCUUGCCAAGGACGGCGACGGCAUGGAAAACGACCAGUGGAUGAGCGGGCGCACAAGUGGCAGCGACGAAGACGACAUGGACGACCCCCAGUCCUCGGCAGCGCUGAGCAGGAGAGCGGAGAUGAUCCUGGCCAAUGCGAAGAAGCGACUCAACGUCAUGGAAGGUAACCUUAGAGGGGCCCGGGAGUCGCUGGUUGUCUCUCCUACGCUCAACUCCGUAAGAAGUGCGUCCGAGCUAUCACAACAUAUUGCUUCCACACGAGAACGUGACAGGAAACUAUACGCUGGCAUCGGACCCAUCCCCCCACGAACGCCUUCCUACCACCGCAACUCACUGCUCUACUCCAACAACAGCAGCAGCAGUCCCAGUCACACGCGCGGUGCAAGCGAGACGUCGAUCCCCCCGCCUUUUACACCAUCCUAUGUCUCGAAAAUGGGCACGGGCAAGCGAGCAUCAAGUGCAAUGGGAGCUACGAGGGGUCCAUGGUCUCCGGAAGGAUUUGGUCACGGUCGUUUUCCCAUCAAAGAGUCGCGUAGUCACGAAGUCAUGCGCGAUCCUCGAAACACCUGGAACACAGGUGAACACCAAAUCCCCGGGAGACCUACCUCGAGGAGCUCCAAGUCACCACCUGCCUUGGAAACGUUGCGGGAGGAUGACAACGGACAUACGUUGCAGAGAUCAGCCUCAGCCACGAGUGGACUUCGCGAUCAGAUGAACGACCUGAGAGGUAGAAUAUCGAGCCUCAAGCAGAGAGCGCAAGAAGACCAUAUGCGACGCCGAAGCCUCCACAGCCUGCGUACGCCCAGCCCGUUCACCUCAUCUGAAGUCUGGUACAAGGGGAAAGACGGCUAUCAAGCUGGCACAUCGCCCGUUACUCAGCACGCAGGAUUGGGCAUCAAGACGAACUCCCCGACAAGAAAAGCACUGUACGAAGAUGGCGGUUCACCCACGACAACUUUCUCCCAGCAAGAAGGGGAGAUGUUGGUUGUGACGAGAGAACGCAGUCCCAAGGGCUUGGGCAUUCAGCAAGCAGGUGUCAAUCCGCCCAGUACGAUUGAUGAAGUCACGGAAUUAUCUGAAUCCACGCAUGGUUGCGAGGAAGCCGAGGACAACGACUUUGUCUCUGCCCAUGGUAAUCACAUCGAGCCUGGAGGCGACAGCGUAUACGAAGACGCUGUCUACGAGAUGCCCGUCACCGAACGACACGAGGAUCGCGUCGAUGCAUUCGAUUAUGAGCACUUCUUCCUGCACAGCGCAAUGGGAACGUACAGCCUCGAAAACCGCCGAUCGAGCAUCAGCUCCAACAGCUCCACGGCAACCACCCGCCCAGUGACGGCCAUGCAGGAUAGCGAGGGGCUCAGCAACGCAGAAAAACGCAUCUCGAUGCACCAGAGAAACCCCAGCGUAGACUCGGUCUCGACCGUUGCUAGCUUCGCUACCGCUGCCUCUCAUCAGUCCGACGACGACGAUGACGAAAACGAACGAAUGGACCAAUUCUCCCAGCAGAUCCUCUCACACAACCAACACAUGGCCGCUCAACGUCCGUCUCUCGUAUCUCUCCGCUCCGACUCGGCCAUCCACAUGCGCCGCGGCACCGGCUUAUCACCGACGCAAACCACGCUGUCCCGCGGAUCGUCGCGCACGUCUUCGUCGUCGGGCUCUCUGGCCAGCGGACUGCAAAUAAGUAAGAUGUAUUCUAUCCUCACCGAGAGCCAGCGAGAUGAGCCACGUCUUGCGCUGAGCGAAGAAGAUAAGCAAUUGAUCUACAGCCUCGCGGCAGGCUUCCAAAGCGUUUGUGCAAACCUGCAGAACACGUGCGGGGACGAAGACGAUCGCAAGGCGUGGAGACGACGACUCGAGGAUGCACGCAAAGUUUUGGCUGGCGAGGCGAUUGAGGACGACUCGUCCUUCUGA
Ascochyta rabiei is the source of this 2457-nucleotide messenger RNA. RefSeq lists its product as uncharacterized. Bases 1 to 2457 code for a protein of 818 amino acids. NCBI's taxonomy places the organism in Eukaryota, Fungi, Ascomycota, Dothideomycetes, Pleosporales, Didymellaceae. The transcript has 2 exons. The record is from RefSeq and is a predicted model, not a curated record.